Messenger RNA from Mangifera indica (mango), 2325 nucleotides. RefSeq names its product 2-isopropylmalate synthase 2, chloroplastic-like. The coding region runs from base 160 to 2028 and encodes 622 amino acids. The transcript is spliced from 12 exons. The record is from RefSeq and is a predicted model, not a curated record. Gene Ontology annotation, biological process: L-leucine biosynthetic process. Gene Ontology annotation, molecular function: 2-isopropylmalate synthase activity. Gene Ontology annotation, cellular component: chloroplast. Lineage: Eukaryota; Viridiplantae; Streptophyta; Magnoliopsida; Sapindales; Anacardiaceae.
AACUAAGAAGAGCUUACUCACUUGCUGACAGCUUGCUUUGUUCAAAACUUGACUGGACAGCACCUUCUCUUCACCUGCACCACUCAUCAUCAUCAUCUUCUUCUUCCUCUUCCUCUUCCUCCAUCGUCACUUUCAACAAGCUCAAGGGUUUCAUCACCUAUGGCAACUUUCUUCAUCAUACCCCCACCCACUUUCCCCCCCUCAAAAUUCACAGAGUUCUCACAAUCCACUUUCCUCCCCACAAAAUCCGGUGUGUUUUCUUCGUCAAGUCCCUCUCCUCUUCAUUCUCACUUCACUCCCAAACCCUUCUUCAAAACGUCGAUCUCCUGCUCCCUCAACCACCACCCCUCCACGCGCCCCCCUUACAUCCCCCACCACAUUUCCAACCCCAACUACGUCCGCAUCUUUGACACCACCCUCCGUGAUGGCGAGCAGUCCCCCGGCGCCAGCCUAACCUCCAAGGAAAAGCUCGACAUCUCGCGCCAGCUGGCGAAAUUGUGCGUGGACAUCAUCGAGGCGGGGUUUCCGGCGGCCUCCAAGGACGACUUCGAGGCGGUGACGAUGAUAGCCAAGGAAGUCGGAAACGCCGUCUCGGACGACGGCUAUGUUCCGGUGAUUUGCGGGCUGUCGCGAUGCAAUGAGAGAGAUAUAAAGGUGGCAUGGGAGGCCGUAAAGUACGCGACACGGCCAAGGAUUCAUACGUUUAUUGCGACGAGUGAAAUUCAUAUGAAGUAUAAAUUGAGGAAGAGUAAAGGGGAGGUUAUUGAAAUUGCGAGAAGUAUGGUUAAGUUUGCGAGGCGUUUGGGUUGUGAAGAUGUUGAGUUUAGUCCUGAAGAUGCUGGAAGAUCUGAGAGGGAGUUUUUGUAUGAGAUUUUGGGUGAAGUAAUUAAGGCUGGGGCAACAACACUUAACAUACCUGAUACUGUUGGUAUAACUGUUCCUACUGAAUUUGGACAAUUGAUUGCUGACAUAAAAGCCAACACCCCUGGAAUCGAAAAUGUUAUUAUUUCAACACAUUGCCAGAAUGAUCUUGGACUUUCUACUGCCAACACUAUCGCUGGGGCAGUUGCAGGUGCUAGACAACUGGAAGUAACAAUUAAUGGCAUUGGUGAGAGAGCUGGAAAUGCUUCAUUAGAGGAGGUGGUAAUGGCUCUUAAAUGUCGUGGUGAGCAUGUAUUCGGAGGUCUCUAUACUGGAAUCAAUACUAGACACAUUGUUAUGGCUAGCAAGAUGGUAGAAGAGUAUACUGGGUUGCAUGUGCAGCCACACAAAGCUAUUGUUGGAGCUAAUGCUUUUGCUCAUGAAAGUGGUAUCCAUCAGGAUGGAAUGCUAAAACAUAAAGGUACAUAUGAAAUUAUUUCCCCUGAAGAUAUAGGGCUUGAACGAUCCAAUGAAGCUGGUAUUGUCCUUGGAAAGCUUAGUGGACGCCAUGCUUUGAAGGACCAGCUGAAACGGCUUGGUUAUGAGCUAGAUGUCCAGCAGCUUGAGAAUGUAUUCUGGCGUUUCAAAGCUGUAGCUGAACAGAAAAAGAGAAUUACUGAUGCAGACUUAACAGCAUUGGUAUCAGAUGAGGUUUUUCAGCCAGAAGUUGUCUGGAGGCUUCUUGAUCUGCAGGUUACUUGUGGAACUCUUGGCCUUUCUACAGCAACUGUUAAGCUGAUUGGCGCUGAUGGUAAAGAGCAUGUUGCGUGUUCUGUUGGAACUGGGCCUGUUGAUUGUGCUUACAAGGCUGUUGAUCUCAUUGUGAAGGAACCAGUGACUCUUCUUGAGUAUUCAAUGAAUGCGGUUACAGAAGGCAUUGAUGCAAUAGCCACUACUCGUGUUCUAAUUCGUGGCGACAGAAUUCCCAAAUCUACUAAUGCUCAGACUGGUGAAACAGUGCACCGAACAUUCAGUGGAAUCGGAGCAGGAAUGGAUAUUGUUGUCUCUAGUGUCAAGGCAUACGUUGGUGCUCUAAACAAGAUGUUAGGUUUUCAAAAUCAGUUGCCAUCCAACGUUUAUGAAGAACAAACUCCUGUGUCAUUUUGAAAGGUACAUACCCCUUGUUGCUUUCUUAAAUUCUUUUGUAGAAGUGCAUCGAAUUGUGUAUAAAAAAUAUAUUAUUCAGUGGGUUUGGCUUAGUUUAAUAAUGUGUGUAUCUUCUGUGAAAAUGCCAAAAUAUAUUCAGAUAGGUGUAUGAAUAUGAUGUGUUUGCUGUUUAAGUUGAAAAUGUGAAUUGAACGCUGACAUGAUGAGGGGCAUAAAUUGCUAUUUCAGAUAGGUGUAAAUUGUUAUUCAUUGAGACUUGAAUAAAUUAUAACUCAUAAUACUAUAUUUGUUCAUCAA